GGUCCGUUCGAAUCGGCCUUUUUCCCGAUUAAGAGUAACCGCGUUCAGGGAUCCAUUGACCACGUUUUGGUUGUUUUGGCGUGUAUCGUUCUGGAAGUGUUUUGUGGGGCGUCGCGCGUGUUUUGUUGCCAACCCUGCCCUCAGGGAUCGGAUCAUCGCGGAUGCACGCGUUCGUUUUGGGGGAGCAAGCAGAGCACAGGAGUGUGCACGUGAGUGAGCAGCAGAGCGGUGUGACAAUAAUCGUAAUCAUUAUCAUAACUUGUACUGAUUUGUGUUUGUGAAGCGUGUGGUGCAGUGUGAUUGCCUGCGCUGCCCUAGUGGGAUAUCGUAUACUAAAUAUAUACAGAGUGUGGUGGCCAUUCACCGAAAACGAUCUUGCGAUUUACUGCAGCAGUACCAAUAUAGAGAAGGAUCUUAUCGCGCGAUUUCCGUUUGCAUGUUCUACGGUCUUUUCCUCGGAUCGGAGAUCGGCGUGACUGAGCGCUUCGACUAAAGAAGUGUGGUUGUGGGGCUUAAGAGAUCGUGAGAAAGCCAGCCACAAGAAAUCGCGCAUCGAGUGCCGUCGGCUAUUUGUUCGUUCCGCGGCGCAUUAAGUGGCAGGUGUCCUCUCGUGGGCCAAAUUGCGGCAAUUGUCCACGUUUGAGGCGUGAAAAUUGCAGACCCAAAGCUUGUCAUCAGCCUCCGAUCGUCAGAAGGAGACAAAGGGGGUUUAAAAUUGGUUCAGCUUUCCCGGAAAAUUUGCGCCCCAUCUCGACGCUAAUGACUAGUGAUAAGUGAGUGAUUUUCGGCGGCCGAGAGCAACCUCCCUAAAGUGUUCGGAAUAAUCGCGCAAAAACCACCGGUAAUUGUCGGGUUUGCUCGGGACUCCCAGCAAGAAGAGACCCCGAAUCUGCAUACAACCCGCAAGAAGAGUGCGGAAAGCGAAAAGGGGACCGAAUCGAAUGCGACCGGGAAUUUCGGGUGGGCAAUAAAAAUGAUAAUACAUCUCGGGUCGGUCAGCGGGAACCGCUCAUUAGAGGCCAAGUGACGACAGUUGGGCCGCAGCAGCAGCAGCCGAGUAACAAGUGAUUUCUCAAAUUAUCAUUUCCAACAAGCACCCGAAUUUUUAAUUGAAGAGCAUUGAGCCACCGAGAAAAAAAACCGACCAACAAAUGGGGGAGGUUCCCAUCAGUGCCGCAAAAGUGUGAAGUGAUUCCGAAAUGAGCAUGGGAAGAAUUUCCGAGAAAAAAAGAGGCAAUAAAUGAAACAGCAGCAGCAGAAAAAAAUCCAGUGAAUAUUUAGAAACCCCGAAUUUUGUGUGUGAAAGAAUGAAUCAAAAUAUUGCUAGUCGAAGGUGGAAAUUAAAAACAAGUGAUGAAUAUUGAUACCGAAAUUGGCAUUGUUUUUGGUGUUGUUGUUGCUGCUGGCAGAAGUGGCAGAAUUUGGAACGACAACGACGUUCAGGGAAUAACGUCGAAGUGGAAGACGAAUAUCAGCACCACCACCACCACCACGAAGAAGAAGAAAAAGUCGGUUAUUGUUCGGUGUCACUGGCGGUAGCGCGCGCGCAAACGCUCAACGAAACGGAACCAACGGGUGUUUCUGGAGCAACAAGUGGCCGUGGGAAUUUUCGUGGUUCUUUUUUUUGUUGUAUGGUUGACCACCUUCUGCGUUUCCUUUGAAGGGAAAAGAGCGCGCGGGUGUGGAGUUUCUAAAAAAAAAGUUUGAACCGGGCCCGAGUUACUAGGAAGAAUAGAAUAUAAAAAAUGGCCUCUAGGACAGUGUGCACGUGGACGACAGGAGCUGUCGUCAGUUUUGUACUGCUUUCGACUGUGAUCUCAACGGUAUCCUCCUCCGGCUUCUUCGAGAUGCAAAUUCUGGAGAUUGCCAACACAAACAGUCACCUGCUGUCCGGAUAUUGCUGCGGCAUGCCGACGGGGAAGCAGCAACUCCAGACGACCGGAUGUCCGGCAUGUGUGACGGCAUUUCGGUUGUGCCUGAAGGAGUACCAGGGCACGACGUCGGCUUCUGGGCAGCUGAAGCAGAAGCAGCAACAGCAACAACAGCAGCAGCAGCUGCUGGAACCAAGUUCCGAUUCGACGUCGUCGUCGUCAUCCGCCAUGUAUGGGUGUGCCUUCGGGAAUGCCAGCACCCCGGUCCUCGGCGGGUCAAGUUUUGUGCUGUCUGAUUCGGAAGUCGGCCGGGUGACGCUUCCCUUCACGUUCCGGUGGACGAAAUCGUUCACGCUUAUUCUGCAGGCGCUGGACAUGUACAACGAGUCGUACCCAAUUGUGGAACGACUCAUCGAGGAGACAUCUUUCUCCGGCGUUAUUCUGCCGUCCCACGAGUGGAAUACGCUGGAUCAUACCGGAAAGAACGCCCGGAUCACAUACAGGGUUCGGGUGCAGUGCGCAGAUAACUAUUACAACACCACUUGUACGACGUUCUGCCGGCCCCGGAACGAUCAAUUCGGCCACUACACCUGCGGGGAGCAGGGAAACAAGGUGUGUCUUCCGGGCUGGCAGGGCGCCAACUGCGAGAAAGCCAUCUGUAAGCCAGGAUGUGAUCAAAUUCAUGGCAAAUGCGACCAGCCGGGGGAAUGCGAAUGUCGACCCGGCUGGCGGGGUCCGCUGUGCAACGAGUGCAUGGUCUAUCCGGGCUGCCGGCACGGUUCCUGCAACGGCAGCGCCUGGCAGUGCAUCUGUGAUACCAACUGGGGCGGGAUUCUGUGCGAUCAAGAUCUCAACUACUGUGGAACGCACGAACCCUGCAUGCACGGCGGAACCUGUGAGAACACCGCUCCGGAUCAGUACCGGUGCACCUGUGCCGAAGGUCUAUCCGGAACACGGUGUGAAAUCGUUGAACACCCCUGUGCUCCGCAGCCCUGCCGGAACGGGGGCACCUGCACCCUGACCGCUGGGUCUGGUUCGGGCGCUUCGGCAGCCGCGGCAGAUGGUGCCAGUUCCGAGGAUCGUUCCGAAAGUACGACGCUGCUGCCGAUGUUUGUGAGGGGGAUGCGAGGCAUGAGCUCGAUGGGAAAACCUUUUGGGCGAAGUGCCGCCGGGAGUGAUUCCGCGAUUUCCGGCAGCCCCAAGGAGCUGAUGUCGGCUCUGGGGAGAAGCCAUCCGCUGGUGCCGUCCGCGCAACCCAUCAAGGACUUUGUGUGCAGCUGCGCGCCCGGAUGGACCGGGCCGACCUGUGAAAUAAAUAUUGACGAAUGUGCCGAGGGUCCCUGCGAAAACGGAGGAACCUGCAUCGAUAUGGUUGGUCGGUUCCGUUGCGAGUGUCCACCCCAGUGGACCGGCGAAGCUUGCAGCAUUGAUGUCGACGAAUGUGAGUCCAACGUAGCCUCCGGGCUAGGGCCCUGCAUCAAUGCCAAAUCCUGCCGGAAUCUGCCUGGUUCGUUCCAGUGUAGCUGCCUGGAGGGCUGGGGUGGUCCAACCUGUGUCCAGAAUUUGGACGACUGCGUGGGCAAGUGCAAAAAUGGGGCCACCUGCAUCGAUCGGGUCAACGACUACCACUGCGCCUGUGCCGUCGGAUAUACCGGUCGCGACUGCAGUACCGAUAUUAACGAGUGUGCCAACGUUCCCUGCCGGAAUGGGGGCGAAUGUGUCGAUCUGAUUGGGAACUUCAAAUGCAUCUGCCCGCUCGGAUACUCGGGAACGCUGUGUGAGGAGGCAAAGGACCACUGCACUUCAUCACCCUGCAUCGAAGGGCGCUGUUUGAACACCCCCGGGAGCUACUACUGUCACUGUCCGCCGGGUCGAGCCGGGAGACAUUGCGAAUUCUUGAGGACUCCGUGCGACUCGCCACCCUGUUCCAAUGACGGCUGUACAAUGCCGAUGACAAAUGAAACUUCGGCGGCAAUCUCCGGAUCCUCCCCGUCCGCGGCGGCAUCAGCAGCCGCAGCCAUGUUGACCCCGUGCAGUGGCCGUGGGAAGUGUGAAACCGGCUCGCUCGGCUCGAGCUGUAUCUGUCAGGCCGGUUUCACCGGGACCUUCUGCCAGUAUAAUGUCAACGAGUGUAUCUCGAACCCGUGCAAAAACAAUGGCAUUUGCAUCGACGGGGAUGCGGACUAUAGCUGCGAGUGUCCUCCGGGCUGGACCGGCAAGAACUGUGCCGAUCGGGCCGUCCAGUGUCUGCCCGGCCAAUGUCUCAAUGGAGGAAGCUGUGUGGUGUCUCCGAUUUCCAGGAUAUCCCAGUGCCGAUGUUCACAGGGGUGGGGUGGAUCAUUUUGCAACGAGCCGGUGGACCAAUGCCAGGGACAGCCCUGUCACAACGGUGGGACCUGUGAGUCGGGACCCGGCUGGUUCCGGUGUCUUUGUGCCCGAGGAUUUUCCGGUCCGGACUGUCGGAUCAACGUCAACGAAUGCUCACCGCAACCCUGUCUAGGGGGAGCUACCUGCCGGGAUGGGAUAGGUGGUUUCACGUGUUUAUGUCCGGUUGGGCGAAGGGGCGUCCGCUGUGAAAUUCUUCUAUCGGACCCGCGUUCGGUGUGUUCGAAUACUACCACCAAUUCUCCGUACGAUCCACUGAUCAACCAGGACACGCCCAGCACCGUUCCUGCGGUGAUGGACGAAAGCAACUGCAACUCGUGCGUUUGCGCCAACGGGAAGCCCCGGUGCUCGAAUCUCUGGUGCGGAUUGAAGAACUGCCUUAAUCGGAACGUGUCCGGUAAUGCCUGCGAAAGUCAUCAGGUUUGUGUCCCGGCUGCUCAGGAAAGCUGCCUUUCGCCACCGUGUACUCCCCGGGGUGAUUGCCGAACCUUUGAACCCUCUCGGAGGGUGGCGCCGCCUAGAAUUCCAGCUCCCAUCGACUGUUGGCCCAAUCAGGCUACUCUGGGUUCUCAAUGUGCUCGAAUUUCAAUCCUGCUGGAACUGAACCGGCUUUCGCGGGGAACUUCGGUGGACGGAAUGUGCCACGUGCUGCGACUUCAGCUGGGCGAAAAGCUGAUCAAAAGUCCUACCUUCGAUGUGACGGUGUUCAUCGUUCUAAUGUGUGAUCUCAAAGCCGGUACUAACGACACGGUUGAAGUGACUCUGUCCACACCCACCGACAGUAACGGAUCGGUUUCCCUGACGGAAGCAGUUCGGUUGCUGGCCGAAAUCCUUUCCCGUCAGCAAGGUGUCCAGAACGAUUCCUUCCAGAUGGAUCUCGUGGAGGCCGCUCCUCUAACGUCGAUCCUAGAGGUCAAGGUAGAAACCGCGCUCAUCAACGAGUCCACCAGCGGUUCAAACUAUCUGAUAGCGAUCGGGUUCGGGAUCGCCAUCGUAGCGCUCUGCGUAGGUGCCUUCGUAGCUCUGGUGUGGCGUCAAAAGCUGCAAAGUCACAGUGGUUCCGGAGUGAAUCUGACCCCACAUCUGGACCUCUCCCGAGGUCACGAGGAGGAAAAGAGCAACAAUCUUCAGAACGAGGAAAACUUCCGACGCUACGCCAAUCCCCUCAAAGGGAGCCUAAGUUCGCUUCGCGGGGCCAUGGAACUUAGCCUGAAUCCGGCGCCAGAAAUCAAUCAAAUUGCUGGCCCCAGCACCCUGCAUCGAUCUCAGCAACUGUAUCCGAGCAGCUGCGGUCCGGAUCCGACCGAGUUCGAGAAGGACUCGGACAAGCAGAAGGCCGCCCACCGGAAUUCGCACAUUCUGCUGCACAAGACGCAGAAUGCCGAUGUGAUCACCAAGAACAUUGCCUGCUCGAUCGAGGCCCAGCACAAGGACUUUGGUAAGCGAAGUAUCAACGAGGUGGCGCCACCGUCCUCGUCGUCGCUGAGUGCCGGCGUCAAUAGUGGUGCUGUGACGGGGUCCAAUCUCUCCGCCCCGAGUAGUAACGUAGCUGUGCCAAAUUCACCUGCCAUUAGAAGUCCCACGCCCUCGGGGAUCACGCCCGAGUCCGACCUGCUAACGGUGCACGUGUGAAAUGGGGGUUCUUCUUCCGGAAGUGGAGAGCAAUACUAGAAAGUGAGAUUCUCAUUUUUUCAAACGCUAGAAUUUAUUAAGUUUAAUUCAAUGAACAAGUAUUUAUUUGCCUUUGCAUUAAAAGAGCGCCGAGGACAGGACGCGUCCGAUCCUGCCCACAGAGAUUCAAUCAACUGUAUUUGUAAAUAUAUGUGUUCCGCUGUAAAGAAACGUGUUCGAGCGAGCUAUCAUCCCGUGAUGUCGUGUGAGUGUGAGUUAAAAAGUUGUAUCUUCGAACUUGAAGUAAGUUCUUAACGUAGCGCAAAGACAUUCUCGUUGCAAGCGAGAAUUGCCGUCAAACUCCGUACUUUUGCCCCGUUGUUGGUUAGUUUUAGUUCUCUUUUCUUUGGUGGUUUUUAGUCUGAACGAAAAAAAGUUUACUUACAGAAGGCGUCUUUUUUUUUAACUUGGUUCGACACAAAUCAACAAAAUCGACACAAUUUUUUUAAAUUUUCGACGUUGUUUCUAGCACGGGUUGAUUUUAAUUUUUUACCUGAAAGCUGGUAGGCCAUGACCUACUACGAUUAUUUUUCUAUUUACUUUGACUUAUCAAGCACUAAAAAAAUCAACUAGAAAUUUUUCAAAACAAUUAUGUUAUAGAAUCUUUUAAAACGUGCAAUUUCGGAAUCUUUCAAUCUCAGAAAAAAAAUCAUCAAAAACCAAGAAAAAUAACCAACACAAGGGUCUCGUGUGUAAAUUGUGUCACUUUUGUUCCGCGCCUGCUAGCAAAGUGGCUACAGUUUAUCAAUGUAAUGUGAUAUUAAAUAAGGAGAAUAUAAAUAAAUAUGCAUACUUUUAGGCAAACAACGAAGGACGCGAUAAAAAAAACGUAUAAUGAACAUUUAGCGCUAUUUUUUUUACCAGACGAAGCCACUUGCAGCUAGAAGUGGUGGAAAACAACAUUCCAUGAAAAUACUGAAAAACAAAACUCAUACAAACGGAAGUCAAGGCCAUUGUUUUUAAAUGUGAACAAACGAAAUCUUCCAGUGAUUCAGUUAAGCGAUAAUUUGUACGUACAUAAAUAAAAAAAACAAAACAAACUAAUCUAGCGUAGGACUUUUAGUUAAAAGAUUAUAGGAAUCCAAUUUGUUUCUCAUUUAGAUAAUCGUUUUAUCUAGGUUGUACUGUAUAGAGAGAAGUGAACACUGCAUAAAAAUAGUUCCUUGUUUUAAAUAGUUUUUUAUUAUUAUUUAAAAAGAGCUUGAUUUUAUUUUACACAUCGAAAAAUAACUAAGCUAAAAGAUUGAAAUCUUCAAUUUCAUCCCAUUAAAAAGGAAAAUUAUGUAAAAAAAUUUACGAAAUAACAAGCAACGAUUAACGGAACAUCGAAGCGCAUUGUAGAUAACUCAAAAAAUCAUUAAAAUAGCCUUACCGUGUAAAAAAAACCGAAUCGCACAGCAAGCGGUUUCCAAACAAAAAAAACAAAUAGCUGAAAAAGGCAAACGGUUUUUCGUAACACUUUCUCAAACGGGAGAUUUGUUACAAACUAUGAGAAACUGAAACCCUGAGCUACUAUUAAACAUUUAAAAUUUUCUGUAAAUAGUGAACAAACACAAAUCUAUUGUAAUAUUUAACAUGCCAGCGAACUCUUAUUACAGCCUAACGUAAGAUCUAUAUUUACCUUAGGUCGUUUGCCAAUAACAGUCGGGAAACAAGUGUUGGGAGGUUUUUAUUCGAUCAUACUUAGCCCUCGAAAAACUUAAACGAAAAAAACGACACUCUCACAGAGUAAUCUAUGUACAUGGUACUUAACGCGAGCGGUAAACAAAACACAGAAAAAAAAACAAACAAACCACAGCAAACGUCAACGUUGACAGGUUCGUUCGGGAAAGCGAAACAUCUUCUUAUAGGAAAAAAUAGAAAAAAAAACAACCCAGUGCAUAAAAAAC
Molecule: messenger RNA, 7816 nt
Organism: Uranotaenia lowii
Lineage: Eukaryota; Metazoa; Arthropoda; Insecta; Diptera; Culicidae
Product: protein serrate-like
Exons: 18
Coding region: 1746-5888 (1380 amino acids)
Biological process (GO): multicellular organism development; Notch signaling pathway; cell communication
Cellular component (GO): membrane
Molecular function (GO): calcium ion binding; Notch binding
Source: RefSeq, a predicted model, not a curated record